UUGGAUUUUUCUGAUAGUUUUGUGCAAACAUGCGUUAAAAGCCCUCUGACAAACCAGCUGAGCCCAACCAAUCAGUAUUGUACUAGAAACUCGAAACACCUGUUUGGAACAAUUAUUAAACAACAAAAUGUCGGAAAAUCGACUUAAACAAGCGCGUCUUUUCCUUUACCUUUUUUCUAUUCUUUUAAACUUCUCUUUUUCAAGAAUUGUGAAGCCUGUGAACAGUGAUGAGGCAAAAAUUGAACUCCAAUCGGAGGCGCUUAUAGUUAGCGGACUGUACAGCAAACCGAGGCCUUUCUACGCCAAGCUUACUUAUUCAUCGCCCAAGUUUUUCUGUGGCGCUACUAUUAUUGAGGAGCAAUUUGUCGUAACAGCUGCUCGUUGUGUUGAUCAUGUCGGUGUCUCUAAUGUGACAUUAGAAGUUGGACCGUUCUGGCAAGUAAGCCCUGAGACAGUGAAAUAUGCUGUGGAAGCCAAAUUCAUCUCAUCUUCGUACAUUGGUGGUCCUAGGCCGCUUAUGGACCUUGCCUUGCUCAAAACCGUUGAACCAAUUCGAGAUGCCAGAAACAAAAUCAUUCCGCUAUGUACUCAAGUAUCUCCAGAAUCUGAACAUCAUUAUAGAAUGUUUGGCGCUGCAGGCAUGGGAUCAACGUCAACGUCGGUCAAUUUGUACCAGUUUUCGGUUGUUUUGCACGAAACAUUCUUCUUUUUGUCAAAAUACAAAACAAAUUCUGAACACGAAAUGUGCAGAGCGGAUAACGUCUGUACGCGACCACGUUUCAUUGAAGGAAGUAUUUGUCAUAUGGACCAAGGAGGUCCUUUGUAUAAAUUCCAUUGUGGGUCUCUUGUUCCAGAAUGUCUGUACGGUGUUGCCAGUUAUUGGAUGACCAAUCCCGGACUCAAUAGCAAUGAAACUUGUAACGGAGGAAGCUAUUUUGCAAGUGUGCCCGUGUUUUAUAAUUGGAUAAACUAUCAUUUGAGCAACUAUGCAAAUCGAGAAACUAAAAAACUAAUUGAGAUGGACUUAUAGGGUUUUGGGUGAAUGUUAAGCCGAUCUGAUCUAUUAGUCAAUUAAGCUGUCAAUUAACUGAGAAAGUAAAACAAACUAACAACAAG
This is a messenger RNA of Symsagittifera roscoffensis, 1116 nucleotides long. Its product is annotated as azurocidin-like. The record is from RefSeq and is a predicted model, not a curated record. The coding region runs from base 128 to 1030 and encodes 300 amino acids. The transcript is spliced from 3 exons. NCBI's taxonomy places the organism in Eukaryota, Metazoa, Xenacoelomorpha, Acoela, Convolutidae. Gene Ontology annotation, molecular function: serine-type endopeptidase activity. Gene Ontology annotation, biological process: proteolysis.